UCCGGGUAUACUCAGCAACCCUCCGCACUGACAGCAUUAGAAGGAUAAAUCCCUCUCUCUUUAACUAGCAUCCCUGUAGUCUGAUUUUCUCACAAUGCCUUUCUCUGAAUUAUAUUUUAAUGUGGAUAAUGGUUAUCUGGAGGGGCUGGUGAGAGGUUUUAAGGCCGGUAUUUUAUCUCAGGCGGAUUAUUUGAACCUCGUUCAAUGUGAAACAUUGGAAGACCUGAAGCUUCACUUGCAGAGCACUGACUAUGGAAGCUUUCUGGCCAAUGAAGCCUCCCCACUCACCGUCUCCGUCAUUGAUGACAAACUGAAAGAAAAGAUGGUGGUAGAGUUCUGCCAUAUGAGGAACCAGUCUUAUGAGCCUCUGGCCAGCUUCAUGGAUUUCAUCACGUACAGCUACAUGAUUGAUAAUGUCAUUCUGCUGAUCACUGGAACUCUACAUCAGCGGGCCAUCUCAGAGCUGGUACCCAAGUGCCACCCUCUCGGCAGCUUUGAACAAAUGGAGGCGGUGAACAUUGCCCAGACUCCAGCAGAACUCUACAAUGCCAUCCUAGUGGAUACACCACUUGCUGCUUUCUUUCAGGACUGCAUCUCUGAGCAGGAUUUGGAUGAGAUGAACAUUGAAAUAAUAAGGAACACCCUUUACAAGGCUUAUUUGGAGGCCUUCUAUAAAUUCUGCUCCUCAUUGGGUGGAACAACUGCUGAUACUAUGUGCCCAAUUCUGGAGUUUGAGGCAGACAGAAGGGCUUUCAUUAUUACCAUUAACUCCUUUGGUACGGAGCUCUCCAAAGAAGACAGAGCCAAACUUUUCCCUCACUGUGGCAAGCUCUACCCAGAGGGUCUGGCACAACUGGCUCGUGCCGAUGAUUAUGAGCAGGUCAAAGCUGUGGCCGACUACUACCCUGAAUACAAGCUUCUCUUUGAGGGUGCUGGCAGUAACCCAGGAGACAAAACACUUGAGGAUCGCUUUUUCGAGCAUGAGGUGAAGCUUAAUAAGCUGGCCUUCCUGAACCAGUUUCAUUUCAGUGUGUUCUAUGCAUACGUCAAGUUGAAGGAACAAGAGUGCCGGAACAUUGUGUGGAUUGCAGAGUGCAUCGCCCAAAGGCAUCGGGCUAAAAUUGACAACUACAUCCCCAUAUUCUAAUGGUACAUAACAUGACUCUUGAAUAGUGAUCCACAUGGCAUGUGUUAACUGUGCUGUUUGAGGUUUGUAAACAUAAUGUUUCUGUCUCAUACCUUGUCCUUGCACUACACCACUGUUUUCUUUCAUUGUGAUUCUCUUUUUCCGGUAAAGAAUCUUUAAAAUUUUUGUCUGACGAAAUGUUACGUCCGAGUAUAAUGCAGUGCUCCAAGCUACCAAAUCAUAGCAGAUUUACCCCCCCCCCCAUACUUGUUUCAAUGUAGAAAUGCAUCGUUCCUUUGUGAUGUAAUGAAUCACAAUACCCGAGAUGACACCUGACAUCCCAUUGCAAGGGAAAAUAGUCUCAUUCGGUGGUAAAAGCUUGUAAAGGAGAUUUAUGUUUUUAGUCUAAGAUCUUAUUGUGAUAUACUCUUCCAGUGUACGUGUAAGGCUGAGGAAAUAAUAUAUUCAUCAUUAUUUUUGUUGUAUGUGUUUCAUUUAUGUUUUUUUUUUUUUUUUUACAUAUUUCUUUUCAAGUAAUGUACACUUCCAGAUUACAAACUCACUAAUCUCAGUCCUUUUAGAAGGUCCAUUAUCUACAUCUGAUUGUGAGUUAGAGAAUAAUUGAUAAUCUAGACAAUGGGAUUAACCUUUCAAAAGAGGAUAACUGGGGCUUUAUGUGGGGAAAAAAUAUAUUAUUUUGUAUGUAUAGAUUAUUUAUUCUGCUUGUUUGUUAAAAUGAGACUUGUGUGCUUCCCAUUUGUAAAUUAAUGCAAAAAUUUGUGCUGAUUUAAUUUAUGGCGUAAAUUAAAUUUUAUGAUUGAACUUGCUCUAGCUGUCUUGCAAUGUAAAACUGCUUGUACUGUUGUAACAAUAUUGUGUGUUUUAAGGGAUAUCAAUGAAAUAUAAUAUAUAUGUACACACAGUAAUUCUGCACUAUUUUUUUACUGCCUUUAACGUGCUGAUUAACAAAAACCAGUCAUUAUUGCAUGUUGUAAAACUGCACAAUUUACUCUGAAUCUACUCAGAUUGACUAUGGUUGCAUUAGUUUACCACCAGAUGGUGUAACAACCCCAGCCAUCCCUUAUCAAUAUGUGCCGUUGCAGUUUGACUUGCACUUGACUGGUUUUGCAUAAACGUCAGACUUGUUUGUUCCAGCAAGGGCUUUAGAAUUUACAUUCACAUUUUAAUUUUGUCAGGUGUGCAGUUAAACACAUAGAUACUAGCUAAAAUGUAAUUACUGUAUCUUACUCAGAGUUUUUUUUUUUUUUAU
Molecule: messenger RNA, 2396 nt
Organism: Xyrauchen texanus (razorback sucker)
Lineage: Eukaryota; Metazoa; Chordata; Actinopteri; Cypriniformes; Catostomidae
Product: V-type proton ATPase subunit d 1-like
Exons: 8
Coding region: 95-1147 (350 amino acids)
Biological process (GO): proton transmembrane transport; vacuolar transport; vacuolar acidification
Cellular component (GO): plasma membrane proton-transporting V-type ATPase complex; vacuolar proton-transporting V-type ATPase complex; early endosome
Molecular function (GO): proton-transporting ATPase activity, rotational mechanism
Source: RefSeq, a predicted model, not a curated record